AUGCCAGUUACUUUAUGCCUUUCAGUGUUUAUUGUUCUGCUUACUAUCUUAUAUUCUGGCACUACUUCAGCGGAUCUGAUGCUCAGUGGCUACUCUUGUACUGCUAUAAUCAAUGCCUCAAUAAAAUUUCUCUGUCAGCUACCUCAGGUUCUGUCAAUCUUGCAACCCAUGGAGGAUCUUGCUUUGUCAUGGUACUUCCCCUACUUUCUUUUUCCAGUGUUUAUAGAUGUUUCAAAUAUCUCUCAACAACUUACCCUUUGCCAUCUUGCUAAUGUAUUUCUGAAUGCUUUGGAUUUCGUUCAAGCACCCAGUCUGAGUGAGAGCUUGCCACAAACAGCUGGUUCAUCUAUGUUACUUGGCGCUCAUGAACCGCUGUUAGCUUUUUUAUCCAGUAGAUGUGGAUCAUAUCUGGAUCAAGUGCUGUCCAACUUUUCAUAUUUUUGGGUCGCUGUUGAAUAUCAGCAGUUGUGA
Dracunculus medinensis (Guinea worm) is the source of this 471-nucleotide messenger RNA. NCBI's taxonomy places the organism in Eukaryota, Metazoa, Nematoda, Chromadorea, Rhabditida, Dracunculidae. The record is from the annotation of a GenBank genome assembly.